AUGACGACCCACUUCAAGAAGAACCAGAAGCACCCCGAUGGCCGCUGUAACACCGGAGGCAUGCACCACCACCGCAUCCUCUCCGACAAGUACCAUCCUGGGUACUUCGGCAAGCUUAGAGAGGAGAGAAAAGGGAAGCGUCUCGCAGAGGAAGAGAAGCGCAAAGCAGCCAUCACCAUGGAAUCAGAGCUCUCGAGUUUAUCCGGUCCUUUACACAAUCUUCUUUGCUCUCCAUACAUCGAGCUCGACGAGAGUUGCUUUGAUAAGGUGAGGGCCAAACACCUGCUAACGCUCGUUGGCUGCUGCGUUGAUACUGAUCUUGUUGCCUGUAUGGAGAGAGGAGGGAGAGCUGCCUUCAUUGCUUAUGCUAGAUGGUUUAUGGAUCACUACCAUGGACAAAAGGUCACUCAUCUUCGUCUUCAUCUUAGCCUCUCGGACCCUUCCCAAUAUAAUGAUGAUGUCAAGAACUUGAUCUAUUGGGCUGUUUCUAGAGGUGCUGAAGAGCUCGAUCUCGACUUUGCCAACGUGGGUCACCGUUACACGGGCUUUGCUGAAUUACCAUGCGAUUUCUUAUACCGUCACAAGUCACCCCACAUAUUGAGGAUAUCAGGCUGCAAUUUUGAGCCUGCAGGUUUCAGGUUCACGGAAUUGAGAAAGCUGUCCAUCGAAAAUGUCCAAGUCAAUCCCAACACAAGCGUCGAGCUCCUAACUUGCGAGAGCCUAGAGGAUCUCGCACUUAAGGUGGUGGAUGAUCCUACUUCUUUCCAUAUAGUUGAUCCUAAUCGAAUGCUUAAGAGGGUGACCAUUGAAGGAUGCUUAAGCGGUCGAACAGGUACAGCAUCAAUUAGAAUUGAAGCACCAUGUCUUAAAUAUUUCAAGUACUCUGGCUUUGUCAUGCCCAUUAUUGUUGAGGGCUGUCCUCCACUUGAUGAAGCGGAACUUGAUUUUAAUCUUGAAUAUGCAUUCUAUCGUCACGGCAAUCUUAUCUCAGAGAUACUCUUUCACCUUCAGAAUACUAGGGUGCUUACUGUAUGCAGCUAUGUAACUCAGGUCAUUCCUUUUGGUUUGGGGAUACUUCACCGACCAAUGGUCAUUGCCCAGCUCAGACAUCUGGUUUUGAAGAAUACAAUGCUACAUGUCAAUGAGGCAGCAGGGAUUGUUUUCCUUCUUAAUUGUUUUAUCAUGUUGGAGACUCUGACAAUCGAAAUGGGAUAUAGAGAACAGCUCACUGCUAUCUGGCUUGCUGAUGAAGAAUAUUGUAGGCCUUCACUAGAUGUGAAAACAUCUUGGGAGUCUCAAGUGUCACCAAUUGUUUGCCUUGAGAGGCAUCUGAAGAACGUGUGCAUAAAAAACUUCAGGGGGCAUGAAAAUGAGGUACACUUUUUGCUAUUUCUGCUGAAAAAGUCUCGGAGAAUCGAAGAACUAUCAGUUGGCAUUGCAAAUGAAACAAAGCAGGAUUGGGAGAACUAUGAGACUUAUGCAUUAGCUGCUCGGCAAUUGCAACAAUGUGACAAAGCCUCACCUGGUCUUAAGAUUCGCAUAUCCUAA
This is a messenger RNA of Elaeis guineensis (African oil palm), 1548 nucleotides long. The record is from RefSeq and is a predicted model, not a curated record. NCBI's taxonomy places the organism in Eukaryota, Viridiplantae, Streptophyta, Magnoliopsida, Arecales, Arecaceae.